AUGGUUUACAUCAUGCUGGUAGAUUUUUAUUACUUCACUGUUCUUUUUGGACAUGAAGGUCAGAAGCCACUGGAGCUGCGCUGUGAGGAGGAGCAGGCUGGGAAAGAAUGGAUGGAAGCCAUUCACCAAGCCAGUUACGCGGACAUUUUGAUUGAAAGGGAAGUGUUAAUGCAGAAGUACAUUCAUCUAGUUCAGAUCGUGGAGACAGAAAAAAUUGCCGCUAACCAACUCCGACACCAGCUUGAAGAUCAAGAUACCGAAAUUGAAAGGCUUAAAUCAGAGAUUGUUGCUCUUAAUAAAACCAAGGAACGCAUGCGCCCUUACCAUAGCCAUCAAGAGGAUGAGGAUCCAGACAUCAAGAAGAUUAAAAAGGUUCAGAGCUUCAUGCGAGGAUGGCUGUGUCGGAGAAAGUGGAAGACCAUCGUGCAGGACUACAUUUGUUCUCCCCAUGCUGAAAGCAUGAGGAAGAGAAACCAGAUUGUGUUCGCCAUGGUGGAAGCUGAGUCAGAGUAUGUGCACCAGCUCUACGUCCUAGUCAAUGGUUUCCUCCGGCCCCUGAGGAUGGCAGCUAGCUCCAAGAAGCCCCCCAUUAGCCAUGAUGAUGUCAGCAGCAUUUUUCUCAACAGUGAAACAAUCAUGUUUCUUCAUGAAAUAUUCCAUCAAGGACUAAAGGCAAGGCUGGCAAAUUGGCCUACUUUGAUUUUAGCUGAUCUGUUUGAUAUUUUGCUGCCCAUGCUGAACAUUUAUCAAGAAUUUGUGCGUAAUCACCAGUACAGCCUCCAAGUACUUGCCAACUGUAAACAAAACAGAGAUUUUGACAAGCUCCUAAAACAGUAUGAAGCCAAUCCUGCCUGUGAGGGGAGGAUGCUGGAGACAUUCUUGACCUACCCAAUGUUUCAGAUCCCCAGGUAUAUCAUCACACUGCAUGAACUCCUGGCUCACACCCCUCACGAACACGUGGAGAGAAAAAGUCUGGAGUUUGCUAAGUCAAAGCUGGAGGAACUGUCCAGAGUGAUGCAUGACGAAGUGAGUGACACUGAGAACAUACGGAAAAACCUCGCCAUUGAAAGGAUGAUAGUGGAGGGUUGUGACAUUUUGCUGGAUACCAGCCAGACUUUCAUCCGCCAAGGCUCUCUUAUUCAAGUACCUUCCGUUGAGAGGGGGAAACUCAGUAAAGUUCGCCUUGGCUCGCUGUCUUUGAAGAAGGAAGGCGAGAGACAGUGCUUCUUAUUUACGAAACACUUUUUGAUUUGUACAAGAAGUUCAGGAGGAAAGCUGCAUCUGCUCAAGACAGGUGGAGUCCUCUCCCUCAUAGAAUGCACAUUGAUUGAAGAGCCCGACGCAAGUGACGAUGACUCCAAAGGUUCCGGCCACAUGUUUGGACAUCUGGAUUUUAAAAUAGUAGUGGAGCCUCGGAAUGCUGCCCCUUUCACUGUGGUCUUGCUAGCACCUUCACGCCAGGAGAAAGCAGCAUGGAUGAGUGACAUCAGUCAGUGUGUGGACAAUAUACGAUGUAAUGGUUUAAUGACUAUAGUCUUCGAAGAGAAUUCUAAAGUUACUGUACCACAUAUGAUUAAGUCUGAUGCCCGUCUUCAUAAAGACGACACUGACAUCUGUUUCAGUAAAACACUCAACUCCUGCAAAGUGCCCCAGAUCCGAUAUGCCAGUGUGGAGCGCCUCUUGGAGCGGUUGACAGACUUGCGGUUUCUGAGCAUUGAUUUCCUCAACACCUUCCUGCACACGUACCGAAUUUUCACCACAGCCACCGUGGUGCUGGCGAAGCUCUCUGACAUCUACAAGAGGCCUUUUACCUCCAUCCCUGUCAGGUCAUUAGAGUUAUUUUUUGCUGCAAGCCCAAAUAACAGAGGCGAACACAUGGUAGAUGGAAAAUCCCCACGUCUGUGUCGCAAGUUCUCCUCCCCACCUCCUUUGGCUGUGUCCAGAACAUCCUCUCCAGUCAGGGCCAGAAAACUGUCCUUGACGUCUUCCUUGAACGCAAGGAUCGGAGCCUUGGACCUGACCACAUCGUCAUCUUCUAGCAGUCCUACCACGCACAGUCCCACUUCGUCCCCACCACCUCACGCUGCACCUGCCCUUGAGUCUGCACCAGCCGACCGAGCAGGAGACUCCACAGAGCUGUCACCUUGCAGAUCCCCCUCAACUCCCCGGCACCUCCGAUAUCGCCAGCCUGGAGGACAGGUAUCUGACAACACCCACUGCUCUGUUUCCCCUGCUUCUGCUUUUGCAAUCGCCACAGCUGCAGCAGGACAUGGGAGUCCACCAG
Messenger RNA from Cricetulus griseus (Chinese hamster), 2284 nucleotides. Lineage: Eukaryota; Metazoa; Chordata; Mammalia; Rodentia; Cricetidae. The record is from RefSeq and is a predicted model, not a curated record.